This is a messenger RNA of Sciurus carolinensis (gray squirrel), 3638 nucleotides long. RefSeq names its product alpha 1,3-galactosyltransferase 2 (gene A3galt2). NCBI's taxonomy places the organism in Eukaryota, Metazoa, Chordata, Mammalia, Rodentia, Sciuridae. Gene Ontology annotation, biological process: carbohydrate metabolic process. The transcript is spliced from 6 exons. Gene Ontology annotation, cellular component: vesicle; membrane; Golgi apparatus. Gene Ontology annotation, molecular function: hexosyltransferase activity. The coding region runs from base 2125 to 3147 and encodes 340 amino acids. The record is from RefSeq and is a predicted model, not a curated record.
CCCCCAGAUCAUUUGAGGGUGCUUCUAGUCCCAGUUCGCAUGGCGUCCCUUAGGGCUGGAGGGUCCAGAAGCCCCUUCAUCUCUGAGCCCCACUACCUGCAGUUCCCACUGGGAGACUUCCAGCAGCAUCUGGAACACCCAGACUUCACCCUUCAGCAGAUGGCCUUGGAGGGUGCUGCUGUGUCCAUACCUCUGGUUGACUCAGCACCCUCCAAGCUUUUUUAUGAUUAAUACAGAGGAGGUGACACUUAAGCCUUACCUAAAGUAGGAGGAUGGACGUUUGAGACCAGGCCAUAUGCGUGAGGGCGCAGAGCAUGACUGCACGUGCAGCUGAGUGUGUCCACACUGGUUAAGUAGCCAGCAGUGGCUGGGGUUGGCCAUCUAGAAAGGAAUCUGUCCUCGGAUGUGGACAGGGGCAGUAAGGAGACUCCUGCCUCAGUGCUCCUUCCCCUGGACUGGGGUUUUCCUGAAGGUGUGUUGUUAGGAAUGUGGGUUUUGAGGCUCAGCCCCACCUAUAUUGAAUGAGAUUAGUCACAGUAACUUUUAAGAACCAAUACCCUCCCUGUCGGGGUAACUCCUCUCUGGAGAGCCUGUUAAAGUGUAACUACCAGCUGGAAGAGGAGGAGAAACAAACUGAUUGGUUGGUAUCCAGUGGGACUAGGGUCUGGAAAGCUUAGUGUCCCAGAGGUAGGGAACACAUUAGGAAGCAAGAGGAUGCAGGGAGGCUUGGGUGAUUGCCUGGGUGGAGAGUCCUGGGGACCCAAAGCAAGGAAGCCUCCUGCCCCUCUGUCCUCUGAACUAAGGCAUGUGGGCCAUGUGCGCAGGUGCACUGAAGCCAGUAGCCCUCUAAGCAGGUCUCUGCUUCUGGACCUUGAUUUUCCCUUAAUGGGACAAAAUGAAAACCAGGCCCCACCCCCGUUUGCUGUUAGUGUGUAAUGAAAAGAGGGGAUGAAAACCACUACUUUAGAGAAUAUGGUGACGACGGGAUUUGACUUGCAUAACUAAACAUGUUUUCUUCACUACUGUAAGGUUGUUGGGGUUUUGUUUUUUAGGCUCAGAAUUCGUUUGUUUUGUUUGCGGUGCUGGGGAUUGAACCCAGGGCCUUGUGCUUGCAAGGCGAGCACUCCACCAACUGAGCUUUCUUCCCAGCCCUCAUAUUUUAUUCUAAAAACAUGUUCUCAGUGAGUAAAUAAGGGUGAUGCAUGUAUAUAUAUGCAAUCCUUUUUUAACUUUUAUUGGUGCAUGUUAAUUACUGAAGUGUGGGAACCUGUUGCAGGUUUAAAUGGUGCGUCUUUAAAAAUAUAUUUGCUUCUGAGGCUUACACUUUACACAGAAAUUUGCUGACCUUUUGAUCUUGACCUUCAGUUUAAAAGAAUCUUUCCCAACCGUGGAUAUAUGCUUAAAAUAAAACCAAAAUUUCAUACAAUGGUAACUACCUAUCAGAAUGCACACUGUACAUUCUGAGACUGUUUCAAUAUUCCUGUUCAAACUUUCAAAAUCUUGAUCGCAAUCCACCAAACUAACUUCCAGGACCUUUGAUGGAACACAACUUGCACUUUUGAAGACAGCUAGUAUGAGUUUCACAGAACUGUUCCACAGCGCUGAUCUUAUCUCACACGCCUGAGUGUUGGGCGAAUGUAUCCCACUUUCCUGAGAACAGAAUUGCUUAAGGUCACCAUGCCCAGUACCUCAGCUCUAGCUGGGGCUCUGCAGAACCGGGCUAUCAAGGGUGAGAAUGGGUGGGAAUACCAUAUCCGGAUCCUGGCCACUCAGGAACAAGACUAGGAAGAGGGCUUGAGACCCCUGGGGAGGUAAAGGAAAUCUGUACAAAUAGCUCAGUCUCUGGCCAACCAGAGCUGGCCUUACUCAGAUCCACCCUCUUGCAGGUGAUUGGCCCCUGGGGGUUGCCAGCCCCCAUCCCACCCUGGAGCCAGCUUCCUCCCAUACGCCCCACCCCAAGCAGGUCCCUCUUGGGCAGUCCAUCUCUGAUUGCUUCUGUGGGUGUGGCUUCUGAAGCUAGGGGCAGGAAGGAGCCGAUUUGUCCCUGUCACCGGGAACAGGUCAUUUUUUCCCCAGCUCUGAGCUGAGAAAGUUCGUGACAGGCUAUCCCACUGGCUUCUUCCUAUGGCUCUCAAGGAGGGACUCAGACCCAGGAAGAGAAUCUUCUGGCUCAUCCUGCUUGCACUUGGCCUCUUAGGGUUGCUCCUUCUGAACUGGCUCCCUGAAGUCAGGCAUCUGGAAGUCUUCAUCCCCAUGGGUGUCUGCCCUUCAGUCACAAUGCUCCAGCUGAGAGACAACUUCACAGGUGUCCUGCGUCCCUGGGCCCGGCCCGAAGUCCUGACGUGUACCUCCUGGGGGGCCCCCAUUAUUUGGGAUGGCACCUUCAACCCAGUGAUAGCCCAGAAAAAGGCUAGACGACAAAACCUCACCGUUGGGCUGACUGUCUUUGCUGUCGGCAGGUAUCUGGAGAAGUACCUGGCGCGCUUCCUAGAGUCGGCCGAGCAGCACUUCAUGGUGGGCCAGCGCGUGGUGUACUACGUGUUCACCGAGCGGCCAGCUGCGGUGCCCCGCGUGGCGCUGGGUCCCAGCCGUCAGCUGCGUGUGGAGCACGUGGUGCGCGAACGCCGCUGGCAGGACGUAUCCAUGGCACGCAUGCGCACGCUGCACGAGGCGCUAGGCGGGCGGCUGGGGCGCGAGGCGCACUUCGUGUUCUGCAUGGACGUGGACCAGCACUUCAGCAGCGCCUUUGGGCCCGAGGCACUGGCAGAGUCGGUGGCACAGUUGCACGCCUGGCACUACCACUGGCCGCGGUGGCUGCUGCCCUUCGAGCGCGACUCGCGCUCAGCCGCCGCGCUGGCGCAGGGCGAAGGCGACUUCUACUACCACGCAGCCUUGUUCGGGGGUAGCGUGGCCACGCUGCGCCGGCUGACCGGGCACUGCGCGCGCGGCCAGGAGCAGGACCGCGCACGCGGCCUCGAGGCGCGCUGGCACGACGAGAGCCACCUCAACAAAUUCUUCUGGCUGCACAAGCCCGCCAAGGUGCUGUCGCCCGAGUUCUGCUGGAGCCCGGAAAUCGGCCGGCGAGUCGAGAUUCACCGCCCCCGUCUGCUCUCUGCCCCCAAGGAGUACGCGAUCCUGCGCGACUAGUGCCAGCCUCUGGGCACCUUUGGCACUCGAUGAUGUGGUCUAGGAGUUACAGGAGGGAGAGACCCUCCAUUCAGUUGGGCUUCUUUUUGGAAGUCGCAUGACACUUUGGAGGACAGAGAAAGGUGGGAUUAAGAGACCCAACCCUGCUCCUGUGCGCCCUUCCCUUUCUUUCAACGUGGACUGCAGCACAACCGAAACACCUUGGACCUUACUGAAUUCAGCUGAUGCCUCCCGAAGGGGUGUUUGACCCGUACCUCAUCCCUCCCCCUUUUUAAAUAAGGAGAUUGAGGCACAAAGAGGGAACAUAACCGCCACAGCCUGAGGAUCUGUGCAGUGGCAUCAGCAGUUGGGACUGCCAGGCCUCGUGUCCCUCCCCCACUCCACCCUCAAUCCUGUUGACGUUGAGAAUGAGCCACAGGGGGACAAACACAGGAGGUAUCAUGGUCACUGGUUCUCCCUCUUUACCUCUCCUGCCCGAACAAACACAGCCC